Messenger RNA from Saccostrea cuccullata (small rock oyster), 2706 nucleotides. RefSeq lists its product as uncharacterized. The transcript has a single exon. Bases 1 to 2706 code for a protein of 901 amino acids. Gene Ontology annotation, biological process: DNA replication. Gene Ontology annotation, molecular function: DNA-directed DNA polymerase activity; nucleotide binding; DNA binding. Lineage: Eukaryota; Metazoa; Mollusca; Bivalvia; Ostreida; Ostreidae. The record is from RefSeq and is a predicted model, not a curated record.
AUGGAAGUGAUCCAUGUCAAACUGCCCUCAGGGAAAGGGCAUAAAAAGAAAUGCUUUGUUGAUUUGGAACGAGAAUUGACAAAGAAAAAAUGUUUCAUCCGCAUUAAAAACAAGGAUGAUUUGUGCUGUGCUCGGGCCAUUAUUACGGCCAGAGCUAAACUUGACAAGGACCAAAGAUGGAACUCAAUUCGACAGGGUCGAAACAUACAGAGAACUCUAGCAGAAGAAUUACAUAAACUUGCCAAUGUACCUCCAGGGCAGUGCGAUUUAGAGGACGUGAAGGCCUUUCAGUCAGUGUUACCUGGAUACCAGAUCCACGUUCUUUCCAAAGAUUGCUUCAACGCCAUCGUGUACCAAGGCCCAGAGGCAGAGAAGAAGAUCUACUUGUAUCAUCACAAGAAUCAUUAUGAUGUUAUCACUACGAUGUCGGGGUUCUUGAACAGAAGUUAUUUUUGCCAGAAAUGCCAGAAAGGAUUUAAUACCAAAGAAAAGCAUAUCUGCAAUGAGCCAUGCCAUCUAUGUCACAGAUGCCACGACGACCAAUCAGAAAACUGGCAGUAUUGUUCCACGUGCAAACGUCAUUUCAAGAAUACUACCUGUUUCCAACUUCACGCUGAAUUGUCCUCCCAAGGCAAUUCCACGUGUCAUACAUACUAUCGUUGCCGCCAGUGCUCCACCACAGUAAACAGAAACAAAUCGAGACAACCGCACGUGUGUGGAAACAAAUACUGUGACACUUGCAAAAUGUUUAUGUCCGAAGAUCACGUGUGUUACAUGAAAACCACGGCAGAGGAAGAAGAAACGAAGCUGUUGAAAAGAAAACGGAAUGUAACGGUCGAUGAAGACGACGAACAACUCAAACAGUGGAUAUUUUUCGAUUUUGAAUGCACACAGGAUGACAUGAUCCAGUGUGAUGGGGGCUAUUUUCCCCAGAUAUCCAUCAAGUGUGGAAAUUGCCAUCGCAAAAACUGUCACUCGAAUCCGUGCGAACAGGGCUUUGUUCCAAGGAAAAUCACUUCUUGCAAAAAUUGCAACCAAUCGUCGUGUGGUUCAUAUCGACACGUGCCCAAUUUAUGCGUGGUUCAUAAAGUGUGCGAAGAAUGCAUUGACGAAGACGAGAUCAACGAGCAUAGCUACUCUUCAUCAUGCCAAUACAAGCAACGCAUUUUCAAUAGUCCAAACACACGUGACGAUUUCUGUAAAUGGUUAUUCUCGGACGAAAACGAAGGAGCCAAAAUCUUCUGUCAUAACUUUCGAUGGUACGAUAGCUAUCCCAUCGUCAGUUACUUGUACGAGAACGCCAUCUUGCCUGAAGUCAUCAUGAACGGAUCCAAAUUCAUGAGCAUCGAGAUACCUCGUCUCAAAAUGAAAUUCCUGGAUUCAAUGAAUUUCAUACCCAUGGCUCUCUCAAAGAUGCCAAAGGCGUUUGACAUACCUGAAGUCGCCAAGGGCUAUUUUCCACACCUAUACAAUCGAAAAGAAAAUCAGAGGGUUAUCGUGAAUCACCUACCAGACGUACAGUUUUAUAAUGCAGAUGGUAUGAUGCCCGAUGAUCGCACCAAGUUUCUUCAAUGGUACAAAGAACAUCAACACGAUAGUUUUGAUUUUCAGAAAGAAAUAAUCAAAUAUUGUCGGUCUGACGUCGAUAUCCUCAGGCGAGGGUGUCUCAAAUUCCGCGACAUCUUCAUGGACAUGACGUCAAGAGAUGAUCGGGACGGUGUUGACCCUUUCGAACGCUGCAUCACCAUUGCCUCGGAUUGUAAUCUGGUAUUUCGCAGUCUCUUUUUGGAAAGAGAGUCUAUCGGCAUUAUACCACCCCAAGGGUAUCGACCGAAAGACAGACAGUCCGUCAAGGCCAUGCAGUGGAUAAAAUACCAUGCUCAUCAAACAAACAUAGAUAUUCAACAUGCAGGCAACGUAGGGGAAAAAGCGAUUGGUCCGUACAGAGUUGAUGGAUACUAUGAAAUAGGGAAUCAGAAAAUAGUGAUGGAAUUCCAUGGUGAUUAUUGGCACGGUAACCCCAAAUGCUAUUCUGCCAACACCCUCAAUAAAGUCGUGGGAAUGACCAUGGGAGACCUCUAUCAGAGAACCUUGGUAAAGAGAAGGUACUUGGAAUCUUUGGGAUAUACUUACCUGCAGAUGUGGGAGUCUGAUUUUGACCGGGCUGUAGAGUCCACAGACGAAAUGAAGUCUUUUUUAGAGCACCUAGAGUUAACCUCGCCCUUACAACCUAGAGAUGCUUUUUUCGGCGGUAGAACCGAAGCCUUUAAACUGCAUGCCCAGGCAGAUGAAAACAUUGAUAUCAAAUAUUUUGAUGUGACUUCACUCUAUCCCUUCAUCAAUAAAACGGGCAAGAUUCCAUUGGGACGCCCCCAGAUCGUGACCGAAAAUUUCGAUCUUCUUCAAAACUACGAAGGCCUCAUCAAAUGCCGCAUCCUUCCCCCAAAGCAUCUAUACAUGCCAGUCCUUCCAUCGAAAAUCAACAAUAAGCUCCUGUUUGGCCUCUGUCGAACGUGCAUGGAGAAACAAAUACAGACCUGUGAGCACACCGACCGGGAAAGGAUGAUUUCUGGAACCUGGGUCACCGACGAGGUCAAAAAAAGCCGUAGAAAUGGGUUAUGUAAUGGACAAGAUUUUCGAAGUGUGGCAUUUCGAUCGCAUAUCACAGUACGAUGCACAAACAAAAUCGGGCGGGGCAUUCACUGA